AUGGUUGAAAAAGACAUAUAUAUGUGUGCAGAAAUAAUCAUCCGACCACAAGCAUAUAACUUGCGGUUAUUGCAGAAAGAGAAUUUGAAAAAAAUGAGUGUUUGUUCAUCAACUCCAGUACCGAUUCUCUCAUUCACAGAGAGAGCUAAAUCUCUGACGGAGAUUCAACAAGCUCACGCCUUUAUGCUCAAAACCGGUCUUUUUCAUGACACGUUUUCCGCGAGCAAGCUUGUUGCUUUUGCUGCAACAAACCCAGAACCCAAAACAGUCUCUUACGCUCACUCUAUUCUCAAUCGCAUUGGGAGCCCUAAUGGGUUCACUCACAAUUCCGUCAUCAGGGCUUAUGCUAAUAGCUCUACUCCUGAGGUUGCCUUAACCGUGUUUCGUGAAAUGCUUCUUGGUCCUGUUUUUCCUGAUAAGUACAGCUUCACGUUUGUGUUGAAAGCUUGUGCUGCGUUUUGUGGGUUUGAAGAAGGAAGGCAAAUUCACGGUCUUUUUAUCAAGAGUGGUUUGGUGACUGAUGUGUUUGUUGAGAAUACUUUGGUUAAUGUUUAUGGACGAAGCGGUUACUUUGAGAUUGCACGUAAAGUGCUCGAUAGAAUGCCUGUGAGAGAUGCUGUUUCUUGGAAUUCGUUGUUGAGUGCUUAUCUUGAGAAAGGUUUAGUGGAUGAAGCUCGUGCGUUGUUUGAUGAGAUGGAGGAACGGAAUGUGGAGUCUUGGAAUUUUAUGAUUUCGGGUUAUGCGGCUGCGGGGUUGGUUAAGGAAGCCAAGGAGGUUUUCGAUUCUAUGCCGGUUAGAGAUGUGGUUUCUUGGAACGCUAUGGUGACUGCUUAUGCACAUGUGGGUUGUUACAACGAGGUUUUAGAGGUUUUUAAUAAGAUGCUGGAUGAUUCCACAGAGAAACCAGAUGGUUUUACUCUUGUUAGUGUUUUAUCUGCUUGUGCUAGUCUUGGAUCUUUGAGUCAAGGUGAGUGGGUACAUGUUUACAUAGACAAGCAUGGGAUUGAGAUUGAAGGGUUUUUGGCUACAGCUCUUGUGGAUAUGUAUUCGAAGUGUGGGAAAAUUGACAAGGCUCUUGAAGUGUUUAGAGCUACUUCAAAGAGAGAUGUCAGUACAUGGAACUCGAUAAUCUCGGAUUUGAGUGUUCACGGUCUUGGAAAAGAUGCUUUAGAGAUCUUCUCGGAGAUGGUGUAUGAAGGUUUUAAACCAAAUGGUAUCACAUUUAUUGGUGUUCUGUCGGCCUGUAAUCAUGUGGGUAUGUUAGACCAAGCUCGCAAACUUUUUGAAAUGAUGAGUAGUGUUUACAGGGUUGAACCUACUAUUGAACACUAUGGUUGUAUGGUGGAUUUGCUUGGUCGGAUGGGAAAAAUUGAGGAAGCAGAAGAACUUGUGAACGAGAUUCCAGCAGAUGAGGCUUCCAUUUUACUAGAAUCUCUUCUUGGUGCCUGUAAGAGGUUUGGACAAUUGGAACAAGCAGAGCGUAUAGCGAAUCGGUUACUGGAAUUGAAUCUACGUGAUAGUUCAGGUUAUGCUCAGAUGUCAAAUUUGUAUGCCUCAGAUGGAAGGUGGGAGAAGGUUAUAGACGGUAGAAGAAACAUGAGAGCAGAAAGAGUAAACAGAAGCCUGGAUGUAGCAUGACUGAAGUUGACGGAGUUGUCCAUGAGUUCUUAGCUGGUGAAGGACUAAGAAUCGACUAAAAAUUGCUCCCUUUUUAGGUACAGAGAUUUCCUCUGUUGGUCAGCCUUCAGCUUCACUUCUCUUAGUUUGACUUCCUUGAGCUUUUCCCACUGAUGAGCCGGUUUUGUUAUGGUAUGACCAAGAAUCACGGAAUCUUCUCUACUGUAACCUCCUGUACCUGUCCUUCUAGCUGGUUUUUUCACCUUGACCCCCGCGUCUUGUUCUGAUCUCUUUGGCUUUUGUUCAAGAAGCCUUUGGUCACGUCUCUCACAUCUCUGUUUAUCUCUGUUCACCUGAAUUCUUGGCGUCAGGAUCACAGUUCCGUUGUCUCUAUCCAUUGCCUCCACUUCCAGAAAACCACAUGUCUCUUUUUGGAAAUCUCUUACUUUCUUCCUCACACUGCUCAUUAUCUCUUCAAACUUCUCAUUCGACUCUUUAUCUGCUGAUCUUGUUGCAGAGUUCUCCUUUUCUACUGAUACUCUUUGAAACCUUUUGCUGUUCUCAUGAAUAUCACUUCGACGUGUAGUAGAACUCAAGGAAGUUUUUACAGAUAUGUUCUGGCUAGCUUUUUCAUCUUGCUUCUUCUCUUUUGCAGGUUUCAAGUCAGAAGAACCACUUAACUUUGAAAACCAAGAAACAGGAAGAGCACGAGACAACCCGGAAGAAGAAGAAGAAGAAACAGGUUUCUUUCUUCCCCAUCUCAUCAUUCCAAGAAUCUGAAGAAGUUUUGUGCUUUCUUAGUUUACCGGGUUUCUUAGGCUAGACUAUGAAAAGAUGUAUAAAAAAUGAAGGGAUAUGUAUCUAGAGCUUACUGCUGUAAUAUGGUUAGGUCGUUGUGUUUAAUAGGAGGGAGAUGAAGAUGUUGUCUUAACGGGUAAAAGCUAGUUGUAGUUUGAAAAAAAGAACCAAACCCGCCUGAAGAAUCCUGUGACCACUUUUUGCCUAAAUAACUUUUUCUUUUAUUGGUUCUGUUAUCUCUGGGUAUGUUCUGGAAUUUAUACCAAAGUGGGGGACCAAUUUUAUCAAUCAAAAACCAAACUUCAUUGAUGACAAAGAC
Molecule: messenger RNA, 2734 nt
Organism: Arabidopsis thaliana (thale cress)
Lineage: Eukaryota; Viridiplantae; Streptophyta; Magnoliopsida; Brassicales; Brassicaceae
Product: Pentatricopeptide repeat (PPR-like) superfamily protein
Exons: 2
Coding region: 1-1638 (545 amino acids)
Biological process (GO): RNA modification
Molecular function (GO): RNA binding
Source: RefSeq, marked reviewed